AUGGCUGACGACUACUUACAACCGGCACGUGCCUUCCUGGACUGGUUCCGCGCCUGGCCCGGUACCACGUUCCACGACGACAUUGAGAUUGUGGACCUGCGCGCCCGCGGCGCCGGUCGCGGCAUCAUCGCCAAGAAAGACAUUCCUGUGGAUACGGUUCUCUUCACUAUCCCUCGCAAGGCCAUCAUCAGCGCCACCACGUCGGAGCUGGCCACGCUGAUCCCGUCCAUCGUCCAGGGCGCAGAGAAGGAGGGCGACAAUGAGGGCGACGACGACGGCGACGAGGACAACGGCGACAGCGCACAAGACCCGUGGACAUCUCUCAUCCUCAUCCUCAUCUACGAGUUUCUGCGUGGACCCGCCUCGCCAUGGAAACCCUACUUUGACGUCCUGCCGGAAGUCUUUGAUACGCCCAUGUUCUGGACGGCCGACGAGAUCGAGGCGCUGCAGGCCAGUCCCGUCGUGGACCGAGUGGGCCGUGAAGAGGCCGACGAGAUGAUCCGGACAAAAAUGCUGCCCGUCAUCCGUGCCCACAGCAGCAUCUUCUUCGGCGAGGGAGUCGCGCCGCUCGACGACGACGCGCUGGUAAAGCUGGCCCACCGCAUGGGCAGCACCAUUAUGGCCUACUCGUUUAGUCUAGAGAAGGACGACGACGAGGACGAAGAGGAAGACGAAGAGAAGCCAAAAGGCGACCACGAGGACGUGGAGAUGAAGGACGGAGACGCGGAACCACAAGACCAAGAGCACAACCACGGCCCCAACUGUGACCACGGCGACGUCUCCGACUCGGACUCGGAAGGCCACGGCUGGGUCGAGGACAAGGACGACCAGCUGCCCCUCGGCAUGGUCCCCAUGGCCGACAUGCUCAAUGCCGACGCCGAGUGCAACGCCCACAUCAGCCACGGCGUCGAGGCCUUGACCGCCACCGCCGUCCGGCCCAUCCGCGCCGGCGAAGAGAUUCUCAACUACUACGGGCCCCUCUCCAAUGGCGAACUCCUCCGCCGCUACGGGUAUACCACCGAUAAGCACGCCUUUUUCGACGCCGUCGACCUGCCCUGGUUCCUCGUCCAGCUCCACCUGGCGCGCCAGCUCGACCUCUCUGCCAGCGACACGGCCAAGGUCGCCGAGACGAUCGAUGUCGACGAAUUUGAGGAUCCGGUCAUGCUCGACCGCGACUUUGAUGAGGACGAGACGACGGGCCAGCUGAAGGCGCCCGAUGCGGCGGGCACGGUCUUGACCGAACUGCCCCAGACGCUCCGCCGCCAGGCCCGUGCGUUUGCCAAGGUCGCCCUCCGCCAGCUGCAGCGCCGCCGCGAAAAGGCCCUGGCCGCGUCAAAGAAGCAGACAGGCAAGAACGGCAAGAACGACAAAACGCACCCGCCCAAGACCGAAAAGGAGGUCGUAGCCGCGGCUCUGGCGGCUGCUUUUGCCGAGCGGCUGGCCGCGUACCCGACAUCCCUGGAGGCUGACGAGGCCCAGUUUGCCGAGACACCCGCCGGCAGCCGCCUGCACUCGGCCCUCCGUGUGCGCAUUGGCGAGAAACGGCUGCUUACCGAAGCCUUGGCGCUCGCCAAGGCGGACCUGGCCACCGCCAAAGCCGAGGCCAAAGCCGAAGCCAAGGCAGAAAAGGCGGCCGAGAAGGAGAAGCGGCGUGGCAACGGCGAUGACCAGCCGUCUGGCAAGCGGCAGCGGAGGGGCUAG
This is a messenger RNA of Sporothrix brasiliensis 5110, 1701 nucleotides long. RefSeq names its product set domain containing protein. Gene Ontology annotation, cellular component: nucleus. Gene Ontology annotation, molecular function: protein-lysine N-methyltransferase activity; protein binding. The transcript has 2 exons. Lineage: Eukaryota; Fungi; Ascomycota; Sordariomycetes; Ophiostomatales; Ophiostomataceae. Bases 1 to 1701 code for a protein of 566 amino acids. The record is from RefSeq and is a predicted model, not a curated record. Gene Ontology annotation, biological process: peptidyl-lysine monomethylation.